Racocetra persica is the source of this 292-nucleotide messenger RNA. The record is from the annotation of a GenBank genome assembly. NCBI's taxonomy places the organism in Eukaryota, Fungi, Glomeromycota, Glomeromycetes, Diversisporales, Gigasporaceae.
CAUCCAACCUACAAUCGAAUCGAGCUACUCAUUUUCUUCUCCAACUCAGAUAUCAGACGAUUAUUUAAUCGAUGUAUCAUCCUUCGCAUUAUCACAAACCCCGGAAUUAAUUGCUUCAGAACAACCCGUAGAAUCAGUCGAUUCAUCUUUUUUUGAUCUAUGUUUACCUCAGAUGACGGCAUUAAAUUAUCAUUCGAACACUUUACAAGUCUCAAAUGAUGAUAAUGUGGAGACCACGUCCCAAAAUUUUGAACUCAAUGCUUUAAUCUACGGAAGUUCCCGGUACUGUUGA